Messenger RNA from Trypanosoma conorhini, 1524 nucleotides. Its product is annotated as putative dolichyl-P-Man:GDP-Man1GlcNAc2-PP-dolichyl alpha-1,3-mannosyltransferase. Gene Ontology annotation, molecular function: GDP-Man:Man(1)GlcNAc(2)-PP-Dol alpha-1,3-mannosyltransferase activity; alpha-1,3-mannosyltransferase activity. Lineage: Eukaryota; Euglenozoa; Kinetoplastea; Trypanosomatida; Trypanosomatidae. The record is from RefSeq and is a predicted model, not a curated record. The transcript has a single exon. Bases 1 to 1524 code for a protein of 507 amino acids.
AUGCACUUAUUUAUCGCGCUUCUGCCGCUCACCUUUGGCUGGUCUGUUUUGUUCUUUGGUGCUAUACUGUUCCUGCGGCUGCGGGGCAUUGAGGUCGCACUGCGUCGCUUGAGGCCCGAAGCGGUGGGGCAGCGAAACCCAACGGACGUGGCCGCGCAAAAGGAUGCCCGGCGACCUCUGAAGGUGGUGAUUCUCCAUCCUGACCUUGGCAUUGGCGGGGCAGAGCGACUGAUCAUCGACGCAGCGGUGGCUCUGCAGAAGCACCAGCACGUCACUCCCAUCAGCGUCACUAUUGUGACGAAUCAUCAUGAUCCGAAGCGCGCCUUUCCUGAGACCGUGGACGGCACUGUGAAGGUGGUGGUGAGUGGGGCAUGGCUACCGGAUCACUUCAUGGGACGCGCAAAAGUGUUCUGCACAACGCUUCGGAUGGCCUGGGCCGCCUUAAUGAUCAGCUGCUACUACCCUGACACCGACUGUGUCGUCGUGGAUCAAGUGGCCGCCGUGUUGCCGCUCCUGCGCUCUGUCGCGGCCUACGUCCCACGUCUUUUCUAUUGCCACUUCCCCGACCAGUGCUGUGACGCGAACCGCAACGCGGAGGGUGUUUUUCUGAAGCCCAUUUGGAAAGUACACAAAUUAUACCGGCUCCUUUUCGAUAAGUUGGAAUCGCGGGCGAUGGGUUUUGCCGACAGCAUUGUUUCAAACUCAAAGUUCAGCAGAGAGGUGACGGUGCGGGUCUUUCCGCAGCUUGAGACUGUCAUUGACGCCGAGACAGAUAUUUUCUACCCUCCCGUUUCGUGGGUGACGAAAGACACUCGCACCGACGUGCCGCCCGACCUGGAGAAGGGUGAAGUGGCGACGUUGCACAAACGGCUGGAAAAUCGAAGUGUGGUACUCAGCAUCAACCGGUACGAGCGGAAGAAAAAUAUUUCGCUGGCAAUUGAGGCCUUUGCCCGCGUGACGGCGGCGGCGGCGGCCUCAAACACCAACUCGAAGCCGCCAAUUCUUGUCAUCGCCGGCGGCUACGAUGUCCGCUUGGCGGAAAACGUGGAAUACCUGAAGGAGCUGCAGGAACUGUCGGUGCGCCACGGCCUCACGGAGGAUCAGGUUCUCUUUCUGCAGAACAUAUCUGAUGCGGCCAAAGGUUAUUUGCUGUCGCGGUGCUGCUGCCUUGUAUACACACCGGCGAUGGAGCAUUUUGGAAUUGUUCCCACGGAGGGGAUGGUGUGUGGAAAGCCGAUCGUCGCCGUGAACCAGGGCGGCCCGUGUGAGAGCGUGGGCGAGGGUGGGACUCUUUGCGAUCCCACACCCGAGGCGUUUGCGGCGGCCGUGGCUGCGUAUGUGGCAGAUGAGGAGCUGGCAAGGCGUGUGGGUGCAGCUGGAAGGCAGCGCGCAUUGCGGCUCUUUGGUAUGGAUGUAUUUGGUGAGAAGCUGGCACGAAGACUAGUGGAAUUGUGGACGGCGAAAAACGAGCAGCUGAAGUCUGCACAAGGCGAGAAGGACGGUCAGAGCCAAAAGAGCAAAUAA